Drosophila subobscura is the source of this 728-nucleotide messenger RNA. RefSeq names its product guided entry of tail-anchored proteins factor 1. The coding region runs from base 87 to 620 and encodes 177 amino acids. Gene Ontology annotation, biological process: tail-anchored membrane protein insertion into ER membrane. NCBI's taxonomy places the organism in Eukaryota, Metazoa, Arthropoda, Insecta, Diptera, Drosophilidae. The record is from RefSeq and is a predicted model, not a curated record. The transcript is spliced from 2 exons.
UUGUGUCAUUUACCAACACUGCUAUCAUUAUUUUGUUAUUUUCACAAAUUAUUUCACCAAAAUUGAAGAGAAUCUGACAUAAAGCGAUGGAACUAUUGCCGCUUAUAGCCCUGCUCAGUCUCAUCAACACAAUCCUGCCAGAUUUCAUACGCAACUACCUGAAGGUGUCUCGUUUCUGGAAGACCAGCCGGGCGCACACACGACAGUGGCAGUCCGAGAUAGAUGAUGCCCGCGAGGAGCUGGAGAAUGUGCGCAACGCCGAACAUGCGGGGGAGUACGCCAAGGCCAUCAAAAUAUUGCGUGCGGAGCGAAAACUUGCCGAUGCAGAGGCCAAACUGAAGUCGGCCAGGAGCAUGGACGCCUUCAAGGAGAUGGGCAUCGAUACGGUGGCCUACUACGUGUCCAAAGUACUGUUGGCUCUGAUCCUAAUCGUUGUCAGCAUCCUGAAUCGCAGCACACCCGUGAUAGUCAUCGACCUGGGCAUCAGCCUGGCGCCCUUCACCGGCCUCCUUAGUUUUCCCACUGGAGUGUACAAUGCCGUUUCCGUGCCCGUCUGGGCGUUCUCCUGUAAUGUCACUUUUCGCUUGAUCUACGAUAUGAUAAUGAAGCGCGAUGCGUGAGUGAAGUGGAAAUGCCGUGGAACCAAAACUAUGCGUUUAAAUGCAAUUGAUAUAUAGAUAUAGCACUUAGAAGGCGCUCGAUACAUUAAAUUUUUAUGUUAUGCUUCG